Hibiscus syriacus is the source of this 3917-nucleotide messenger RNA. RefSeq lists its product as uncharacterized. NCBI's taxonomy places the organism in Eukaryota, Viridiplantae, Streptophyta, Magnoliopsida, Malvales, Malvaceae. The record is from RefSeq and is a predicted model, not a curated record. The transcript has 2 exons. Gene Ontology annotation, biological process: regulation of defense response to fungus. The coding region runs from base 331 to 3744 and encodes 1137 amino acids.
UGCUUUUGUUCUACUUUCUAUUUAAGAACCAGACAGACAAACUGUUGUAUUCGGUCUGGUUUUGUUUGUACCUGCAACUCCAUCCUUCAAACAUAGAGCCUAAGAAGAGAAACACAAGAAUGGUUUUGGAAGUCAACCCUUGACUUACCGUAAAUUAUCAUCAACAAUCAAAUAAAACAAAUUCAACCCAUUUUCAUUUCCUUGAUUAUUCUCCCAGUUUGUAUUGUUUUACCUUGAAAAAGGAUGUUUGUUUUCUUGUAAAACCUGGUUAUGUUUUGGUUCUUCUUCUCUCUUGGAAACCAGUAGAUCUGAAGCAGCUUGGAUUUUUGUAUGGCAACUGCAACAGCUCCUAAAGUUCGAUUGGUUAGAUGCCCUAAGUGCCUUUUGGUUCUUCCUGAAGUUGCAGAUUUUCCUGUGUACAAGUGUGGAGGCUGUGAUACAAUUCUUGUAGCUAAAAAUAAAAAGGCCAUUGCCAAAACCACCUCUGUCUUGCAAGAAACCGAAGCUGCUUCUGCUAAAAGGUCGAUUCGUGUGUCCGAACAUGGAGAAUCUAGCAGCUCGGCUCUGCAGGAAGUUGUUCCUUCCCCUUCAAGUCAAGAAAGUGGAGGGAAUCAGGAUAUAUCCACCGGCUCUCGUGGUGAGGGGCUCGGUGAGGACUUAUCGGUAGAAGGGGAACAUAACUGGCAGUACGAGAAGGAUCGGAAUACAUCGAGAUUCGGUAAUGGUUAUGGCGGUCGCGAUCGAGAUAUGCUUGAUGAUAGUAGACUGAAUGAAGGGAAGCACAAUGGAACUGGACUCUUGCAGACGGACUACGAGAAGAAUACACCAGGAGAGAUUGAUGGUGAAAGUGGUCGUGGUAUGCUUGAUGAAAGUAGAUCGAAGGAAGGGCAGCGGAAUGGAGCUGGAUUGUUGCGGAUGAAAUCUUUAGAUCGCUAUGAGAAGGAUCGAAAUACAUCCAGAUAUAGUGAUGGUGAUGAUGAAAGUGAUAGUGAUAUGCUUGAUGGAAGUAGAUCAUACAAAGGGAAGCUAAAUGGAACUGGACUCUUGCAGAAGGAACCAUUCGAUCGCUACGAGAAGGAUCGAAAUACAUCCAGAUAUAGUGAUGGUGAUGAUGAAAGUGAUAGUGAUAUGCUUGAUGGAAGUAGAUCAUACAAAGGGAAGCUAAAUGGAACUGGACUCUUGCAGACGGAACCAUUCGAUCGCUACGCGAAGGAUCAAAAUACAUCCAGAUAUAGUGAUGGUGAUGAUGAAAGUGAUAGUGAUAUGCUUGAUGGAAGUAGAUCAUACAAAGGGAAGCUAAAUGGAACUGGACUCUUGCAGACGGAACCAUUCGAUCGCUACGAGAAGGAUCGAAAUACAUCCAGAUAUAGUGAUGGUGAUGAUGAAAGUGUGAGUGAUAUGCUUGAUGGAAGUAGAUCAUACAAAGGGAAGCUAAAUGGAACUGGACUCUUGCAGAAGGAACCAUUCGAUCGCUACGAGAAGGAUCGAAAUACAUCCAGAUAUAGUGAUGGUGAUGAUGAAAGUGAUAGUGAUAUGCUUGAUGGAAGUAGAUCAUACAAAGAGAAGCUAUAUGGAACUGGACUCUUGCAGAUGGAACCAUUCGAUCGCUACGAGAAGGAUCGAAAUACAUCCAGAGAUAGUGAUGUUGAUGGUGAAAGUGAUCGUGUUAUACUUGAUGAAACUAGACCGAAUGAAGGGCAGCAGAAUGGAACCGGACUGCUGCAGACAGAAUCUUUCAAACAUUGCGAUGUUCAACAGCCAGGAGAUUCAACUGAAGGUUCUUUAUCAACGGAGCUUCGUCAUGGGAAUGAAGAGCUAGUGCUGGAGAAAUCGACCGAUCCUCAUAGUGAGGAGCACGAUGAGAAAUUAUCGGUACAAGGCCAACAUAAUGGCCGCUACAAGAAGGAUCAAAAUUCAUCCAGAGAUGGUGAUGGUGAUGCUGAAAGUGAUUGUGACGUGCUUGAUGAAAAUAGAUCGAAUGAAGAAUCAAUGUUGGCAGCAGGAACAACUAUAGAAGCAGAGGCAAAUGACAUGACCUCGCGGUUAGAAGGCGUAAAAUCGGAAUUGGAGACUAGUAACAAGAUUGAUUCCAACGCCGGGGGCUCUUGGAUAGGUGAACAUUGCGGAGUUAAUGGUUCAAGGUCUACGGAUACUUUUCAAACUGUGGAUUUUGUCAGCCUUUGUUCCGAGUUCAGCGGCCCUCCGGAAUGUUUGUCGAAGUCCACUACCAUCAGAAGCUCUCAUGCUUAUGAUGGCAGUAUUUCUUCUUAUGAUGGAAUUGAUGAUCACUUCUCUGAUCAGCAAUUACAUUCCUUUGAAAAUAGUUAUAAGCCUGCUAAGAAGAAACCUUAUGAGACGGAUAAAUACGGCAAGUGGCACCGAGACGAACCGCUAGAACCUGUAAUGCAUCACCGUCCACCUAGGAGCUGGCCGAGACCGGAGAGAGAUCAAUAUCCAUCUCAAGUUCCUUUGUCUCAAAGGACUCCUUUGCGUGGCUAUGAAAGUGCUGGACCUUCACGUGAUCCGCGAGAUGAAUUCCCUUUUGAUUCGGCCUUUCGUCCCUUAGAGAAGGCCGAGUACGGCGAAGAGGAAAACGUGAAACUGUUAAGAAUGGUAUAUGAACUGCAGGAUCAAAUUAGCAGGACAUGCAAUCUGAAUGGAAAGACCAAUGUAAGUGCUUCCACUGAUGUAACUUGGAAGAAUAACCAUUAUAACAACCAUCUCCGGCCACCGGAGGAUGAAAUUUUUUAUCCUGCUUACUACGGAGAACACGGCUUGAACCAGAGAAGUAGAUUCUCACGUGUACCCUUUUCCGGAGGUGCAAUAAACACUAGACAUGGCAUUGACAACACCUGUUCAUACUGCCAUCCUCAAGCCUGGAAGCAUUCGGAGCAGUUGCCUCCGCAAUUUCGACAUAACCGAGAAUUUUGUAGAGGCGGCACUGGUCAUAGUUGUUACGAUUCAUACAGCUCUUUACCCUGUAGCCCCCAAAGAUAUAUGGAGUCUGAUUUUUCUAAUAGGGUCCAUGAAAUUCAAUCUGAUGAUCAGAGAUAUGGAGACCGUGAACUGAAGAGGUACCUGAGGGAGAAACAUCAUUCGGUUAGGCGACAUAUCCGGCCAACGGCAGGUGGAGCACCUUUCGUAACUUGUUACCAUUGCAUCAGCCCGUUGCAGUUACCUGCAGAUUUUCUACUGUUCAAAAGGAGGUUCCAUCAGCUAAAAUGUGGUGCUUGUUCAAAGGUGCUUAAGUUCUCACUUCGAAAAGGAACCAAUAUAGUUCCUUACGAGCCGGUCGCUGCAGAACCUCCACCGAGCGAGGUCGAGGACCGCGAUGAUGUGAUUAAUGCAAGAAUCCCGGGAACGGCAUCAAGUAGUCACUGUCGAAUGCAAGCAGAUCCUUUGUCUUACUCCGACGAUUACGGACACUCUUUCGACAUAAGCUGCUCCACAGAUGGAAACCCUGAUUCUCAUGCAAAAUUUCAUCAUCUUCAAGGCAGCAAUGCUGAUGUCCAGAACAUGUCUUCUAGCUCUUCCAAACCUAUGGAAACUUUUGAUUCAGUGGUGCAUUCCAGAUCCAAGAAAGUGUCCUCCGAAACCGAAGGGUCGCCACCGAGAACCGGAGGGUCAACACUUCAUCGACUUAUGGGGUAUUCUUCACUAAGCCAAGUCCUAAGGGGACGUAGGCCAUCCAUCUCUAGCACAAGCUCAUCGCACUUUAGCAAAAACAAAUCAAGACUUGAAUAGCUGAGCAUAUUACUUUUUUUUUUCUGCAGAUACAUUGGAGGGGGUGGAAGGACUGAUAUUCAUCUGUUUGAUGAAUGUAAAAGGCUUAUAGAUGAAGCAAUUUACUUGAUUUGUUAAUUCAUGUAUAGGAAAGAUACCUUAUAAUUUAUAUGGAUUUGUAUUUUAUUUUUUAU